This is a messenger RNA of Pleuronectes platessa (European plaice), 6092 nucleotides long. RefSeq names its product valosin containing protein (p97)/p47 complex interacting protein 1 (gene vcpip1). Gene Ontology annotation, biological process: Golgi reassembly; protein ubiquitination; protein K48-linked deubiquitination. The transcript is spliced from 3 exons. NCBI's taxonomy places the organism in Eukaryota, Metazoa, Chordata, Actinopteri, Pleuronectiformes, Pleuronectidae. Bases 124 to 3663 code for a protein of 1179 amino acids. Gene Ontology annotation, molecular function: cysteine-type deubiquitinase activity. The record is from RefSeq and is a predicted model, not a curated record.
AACCCGCCGCUUCCGUGUUGUUCUUGUGUUAUUUUGGUUGGAAUCGGUCGUCGGUGGCUCCGGGUUCGGCCCCGUCAUGAUCCUGUGAAGCUCGCGCGCACUUUCCUCCGUCUCCCCGCCGACAUGUCGCUGCUGCCGAGCUCCAAGAAGCGGGACAAGCGCAUUCUGUCCGGAACCUGCCCGGACCCCAAGUGCCAGGCGAGGCUCUUCUUCCCCGCGCACGGCUCCGUUAGCAUCGAGUGCACCGAGUGUGGACAACGACACGAGCAGAGGAACCUGCUGACCGUCGAGGAGGUCACGGAUCCGGAUGUCGUGCUCCACAACCUGCUCAGAAACGCCCUGCUCGGUGUCACCGGGGCCCCGAAGAAGGGGACGGAGCUGGUGAAGGUGAUGGGGCUGUCCAACUACCACUGCAAGCUCCUGUCUCCGGUCCUCACCCGGUACGGCAUGGACAAGCAAACCGGCAAGGCCAAGCUGCUGAGGGACAUGAACCAGGGGGAGAUGUUUGACUGCUCGCUCCUGGGAGACAGGGCUUUCCUCAUCGAGCCGGAACAUGUGUCCACCAUGGGCUACGGCAAGGACCGGUCCGGGAGCCUCAUCUACCUCCACGACACCCUGGAGGAGGUUAAGAAGGCCAACAGCAACAGAGAGUGUCUCAUUCCCGUCCAUGUCGAUGGAGACGGACACUGCCUGGUCCACGCUGUGUCCAGAGCGCUGGUCGGCAGAGAACUGUUCUGGCAUGCUCUGAGGGAGAACCUCAAACAGAACUUCAAGAAGAACCUGGACCGCUACAAAGCCCUGUUUCAGGACUUCAUCGACGCUGCCGAGUGGGAGGACAUCAUCAACGAGUGUGACCCCCUGUUCAUCCCGCCUGAAGGCGUGCCGCUCGGGCUGCGGAACAUCCACAUAUUUGGGUUAGCCAACGUCCUCCACCGACCCAUAAUCCUGCUGGACUCCUUGAGUGGAAUGAGGAGUUCUGGGGAUUACUCAGCCACCUUCCUGCCCGGCCUGGUGGCUGAGGAGCAGUGUCGGGGGAAAGACGGGAAGUUCAACAAACCCAUCUGCAUCGCCUGGAGCAGCUCCGGCAGGAACCACUACAUCCCUCUGGUGGGAAUCAAGAACACGGUGCUGCCCAAGCUGCCGGCCCGGCUGCUGCCCAAGGCCUGGGGCGUCCCCCAGGAGCUCAUCAGGAAGUACAUCAAGCUGGAGCAGGACGGGAGCUGCGUGAUCGGCGGGGAUCGCAGCUUGCAGGAUAAAUAUCUGAUGAGGCUGGUCAAUGCCAUGGAGGAGGUGUUCGUGGAGAAGCACAGCAUCCACCCAUCGCUGGUGGCUGACGUGCACCAGUACGUCUACAGACGGACCGGCGUGAUCGGCAUCCAGCCCGAGGAGGUGACUGAGGCUGCUAAGAAGUCAGUGAUGGAGAACCGGCUGCACCGCUGCCUGAUCUGCGGCGCCCUCUCCGAGCUCCACGUCCCACCGGAUUGGCUGGUUCCUGGUGGGAAGCUCUACAACUUGGCCAAAUCUACACACGGUCAACUGCGACCGGACAAGAACUACAGCUUCCCCCUUAACAACGUGGUCUGCUCUUAUGACCCCCAGCGGGACGUCCUCAUGGCAGACUACAAACUGAGCUCCCUCAACACCUGCAACUGGUGUCACGGCACGUCGGUCCGCCACAUCCGGGGCAGCGGGUCAGUGGUUUACUUGGACGGGGACAGAACCAACACCCGCUCUCUGGGGGGGAAAUGUGGAUGUGGGUUCAAGCAUUACUGGGACGCAAAAGAAUACGACAACCUCCCUGAAGCCUUCCCCAUCACGCUGGAGUGGGGGGGUCGGGUGGUGCGAGAGACUGUGUACUGGUUCCAGUAUGAGGCAGACACAGCGUUGAACAGCAAUGUGUAUGACGUCGCGAUGAAACUGGUCACCAAGCACUUUCCUGGGGAGUUUGGGAGUGAGAUCCUGGUGCAGAAGGUGGUCAGCACCAUCCUGCAUCACACGGCCAAAAAGAACCCGGACGAGUACAACCCAGUGUCCAUCGACGGGGCUCAUGUCCAGCGUCUGACGGACACCAGUGAGACCGAGCAGGCGGCGGACACCCAGCCGCCCACUAAGAUCAUCCUGACUGGUCCCAAAGCAAAGACGCUCCACAAAGAGGAGCUGACGAUGAGCCGGGCGGAGCGCAGCCUCCAGCAGAGCAUCAGCGAGCAAGCCUUCGUCUCCCAGAGGCGACUCACUGACAAGUUGAAGCAGGAGCAGAGAGGCCAGGGCCGGACGUCUUCCCCCGGGGGGUCUCCAGAAACAUCCUCCUCUUCGGCUCCAGCCACGCCCACCAAAUCCCCGUCCUCGUCCAAUAAGGAGAAGAAGAUCCGUGUGACCACCAGUGACGGCAGGCAGGCCAUGCUGACCCUGCAGGCCCAGACCUCCUUCUCAGAGCUGCAGAAGAGCAUCGCCAACCAGUUUGGCGUUCCGCCGCCGCAGCAGUGCAUCCGCUACGGCUUCCCACCCAAAGAGCUGGCCCCCCCGAAGCACGGUGAGGAGAACGAGCCUAUGGCGCUGCAGCACGGGGACAGAGUGUCAGUGGAGAUACUGAGGGGCCCCGAGGACAAGAGCCCCGAGGACAAGAGCCCCUCGGCUUCCAUCCCUCGAGCCUCCAGCUCACACGCCUCCCUGCACUCGGUGAAGAGCGAGGACGCCGUGACCUCCGGCAGGACGAGCACCCGGGAGCUGCAGGACAGCAUUGACCUUGAGAUGUCCUCCCUCUGUCUCCUUGCAACUUUGAUGGGUGAAGAUGUUUGGUCCUACGCAAAGAAGCUGCCGCACUUAUUCCAGCAGGGGGGGGUCUUCUACAACAUUGUGAAGAAAGACAUGGGCCUGAUGGACGGGAAGCACUGCACGCUGCCUCACCUCACCGGGAAAACCUUUGUUUACAACGCGGCAGAGGAGUGUCUGGAGCUCUGUGUGGACACUGCUGGUCACUUCCCUGUCGGCCCUGACGUGGAGGAGCUGGUGAAGGAGGCGUUGGUGCAGCUGCGCUCGGAGACGACCACCAGGGGCAGCAGAGAGGGCAGCCCGUCACACGGCCUGCUGCGGCUGGGCAGCGGUGGCGUCAUUCGCAAGAAGGAGCAGCUGCAGAACGUCAACGCCUUCCAGGGUAAAGGUCACUCCCUAGGCAGUGCCGGUGGCUCCUCCCCUCCUGAACACCGGCCUAUCACUCGCCAGCACAGCAGCGGCAUGGACCUGAGUGCCAGUGUGUCCAGAGGUCCACCCGACCUGUCGGACAUCCCCGAGGACGCCACCAGGGAGCUGGUCCGGAUGGCGCCCGGCUUCGUCACCAUGAAGGACAGUCGAGGUCUGGACCCCAGCCUGAUGGAGCAGCAGAGGAGGAAGCUGCAGGAGAUGGUCUCCUCCAUCCAGGCUUCCAUGGAGCGCCACCUGAGGGACCAGCAGGGUGCCGCCGCCUCAGGGGGCGGAGCCAGCCACGAUCUAACAGGCGGGACUAAGAUGGGCACGGGUCAACCAACGUCUACAGCCAGCCAUGCACCUCCAGCUGCAGCAGAGGUGUCUCCAGCUGGCAAAGCAGAUGAGACGCCAGAGGAUCCGGAGGAGAUGGACAGCCAGGAGUCCGGACAGCGCGGCGCCACCGAACCAAUGGAUCACUCCUGAUCCCUCCGGACCCUCCCCCCCGUGCUGACCCCGCCCCACCUGGCCAGCACCUGUGGGUCGUGACGCCUCAGGUCGGAUCCCAAAGCUUCGGUUCUCAUCGUGUUUCCUUUACUGCAUGACUAAAGAGCGGGCCGGCCGCCUCACCUCUCUGUGGCUGGAGGCGAAGAGGCAAAGAGGCGUCUGUGACACGUCAUCGAUACGUUCACACAUUUCCACAGUUCUGUUGCAGUCUGACGUUGUUGCUGUGUUUAAACUCUAUGCACUUUGUUACACACUCUGUCUCAGCUGUCUACGCCACAACAUCACGUAGUAAAUAAUAAAUGCAGCUUCUGAUUUAUUAACGCGUUUGAAAGAAAUUCUUUUGGCUUUUAGGAAAAGUUGUUCCUCUGUAUUUGAUUAUAUAUCUUGAAUGAUGAUCUCACAAUAUAUCUCAGAGUCUGUAUGACGACAGAAUUGUAUCUUAAUCCCUGUGAUUCCCACCUGCAGACGUCUGAUCCUCUCGCGAUAAACAUGCAGCGUUAACACCAGAGGACAAGUCGUUCGCAGACUGUGUGUCUGUGUGUGUGUGUGUGUGUGUGUGAGAGAUAAGCACCUGUGUAUAUAGAAAAAUACCUUGACUCUUAAUCUGCCACCAGGAGGAUAACUGCUGGUUCACGGCAGUGUCGUGUCCUGAGAACACUCCUGACACGUGAGCUUCUACACCGAGCUUCUCCAACCUCCACCACCUACUGGUGAGUAACAGCAGCUGCAGUUCUGACACUAGCGCCACCUGCAGGUAAAGGGUGUUACUGGGUUUUCCCCACGUGUGUUUGUAUUGCCUCUUUUAAAGGAGCAAUACAUAAAUAUUUGCUAAUUGCUCGUUGACCAUCACCACAGACGGAUUCCAGUAAGAAAACGUACAUACAGCAACUUUUAAACAUUUAUUUUUACAUCUUAAACCUGGAAAGAUUAAAGGUAGUUUACUGCUGAGUCAUGUGCCCUCUACCCACAGGCAAGCCAGUACCUCUAUGGUGACUAACACAUUAACAUAGAUCUCAAAACUGACGGGAUAUAUAUUUCAAAUCAUUUAAAAAAGUUAACCUAUAAUCAGACAAGUGUUUAUUUUAACACUGUUUAUGUAAGAAUCCCAUUUAUUGGGCACAACCUCUUUAAAACCAGAUUUCUCAAAGAAAACUGUUGUAAUUGUGGUUUAAAAAAAAGGAAUAUUUGAGGUUACACAGUAGAAUCAAUACACCUUUUGUUAUUCGCCUUGAAAAAAGUAUUAGCUGAGCUCAUGAUAAACUUGAGGAGGUAAAACACACACGCAGUAACAUUAAAAGAAUUCUGCUGUCGCCCUCAUUACCUGCUCGUGACACAGUGUUGGACUUUCAGCUCCUGAGAACAAAGCGUUGAACCAGAGAAACCUGUCAAACUGAGCGGAGCAGUAAAAGCUGCUCAUCGUCGCAGGAGAACCUCGUAAAAGAAUCUGAAAAGAAUCUGUUUGCUUCCUGAAGGAAUUAAAUGUUCAUGAAGGGAAAAAGCAACAGCAGAAAUAUGUCUUCAUUUCUUAUUUCUAACGAUUUUAGUUGUGAUUCCAAAGUCCAGAGGAACUUGGUUUUAAAUUGACUGCUUUUCUGAACUUGAUAAAAACACGUGUUGUUUUUCACUCAGAAGCCACAAAUCGUUUGUUUUUAUCACCAGGAGAAACUGAAGUCAGCAGCUUGGGUUCUUGAUUGUUUAGACAAAAGUCCCACGUUUUACACACCUGGACACGGAGACUCCAUUAAAGGAGGAGGUUGAGCUUUGGAGGAAACUCUUCUUCUCCUGCUCAGAUUGACUCAGAUCAACUCUGGUGUUAGUUCGUUCCAGACUGUGGACGUGAUGCUCAGCAGCUCUGUGCUAUGUACAGACUUCAGCCUGGUGUCGAUCAGAAACAUCCAGCUCUCAGCAAGAAGGAGAGAAACUCUUAUUCCUAAAAAAAUCCAAAUGUUAAGACUGAAUGUCUGUUUACACUUUUGUUGCCAACAACACGUCUGCGUUGCUGUUGAGUGCUGAGGCUUCGACAGAGGAGCUGAUCCUCAGGCCUUAAAACCAGUUUGUUUCACACUGAAGUGCUUUGAUCCCAAGCUCAGUUGAUUUCAACUCAACCUUUGAUCCCAAUCUGUUAGUUUGAGAAGAGGAAGAACUGAUCCCUCAGUCAGAAGAAGACUCUGGUGUAACAAGCUUUUCUUUGUGACUGCUGUACUAAUGACAUGAGUUGUGAUCCACUUGUAUAAUAGUGUAUAAUGUAGAAUAUUUGGACUUGUACAGAAACAGAUGGUUCGGUUCCUUCAGCUUGUUUUGUGUUCACUUCUCUCUGGUUUGCUGAUAAAAUAUUAAUGAUUCAGUUUCAACCUCCUGUUUGCAUGUGUGAGGAAUUUUCAACCCCAACAAUAAAAACACUUAAUUCA